AUGUCACUCACACCUCAGCAAAUCGACAUCAUCAAGGCUACAGUGCCUGUUGUCGAAGAGUAUGGAACUGCCAUUACUACCACCUUUUACAAAAACGUUCUCGACGCGAAUCCAGCACUAAAUAACAUCUUCAACCAAACAAACCAAAAGAAUGGAGCUCAACCACGUGCUCUGUCAGGUGCUCUCGCUGCUUAUGCGGCCAAUAUUGAUAACCUUGCUGUACUUUCAGAUGCCGUGGAAAGAAUAUGUCAAAAACAUGCCUCAUUAUUCAUCCGACCAGAACACUAUCCCAUCGUGGGAAAAUACCUCCUGGAGGCCAUGGGCCAAGUACUCGGCGCAGCAUUGACGCCAGAAAUCCUAGACGCGUGGACGGCUGCCUAUAAUCAAUUGGCCCAGAUCAUGAUUGACAGAGAAGCACAAUUAUAUCAAGAAGCUGGCGAGUGGAAAGAAUGGAGAUAUUUCAAGAUCGCCAAGAAAGUCAAGGAAUCCAGUAUCAUCACCUCUUUCUACCUAGAACCCGCCGACGGAAAACCCCUCCCUCUUUUCAAACCGGGCCAGUACAUUUCAGUUCAGGUCCAUGUACCAGACUUCGGAUAUUUGCAAUCCAGACAAUACUCAUUAAGUGACCGCCCAAAUGAGAAAUACUACCGAAUCAGUGUAAAACGAGAGGAUGCUGUUUUCCUACCAGAACGCAACACACCAGUUGAAGCAGGUGUGAUCUCAAAUACUCUCCACGAUACCAAGCACGAAGGUGAUAUCGUCCAAGUAUCUCCACCUCAGGGAGAAUUCUUUCUCGAUCUACAGAAGAAUGUCGAUUCUCCUGUAGUUUUAAUCUCCGCCGGAGUUGGCCUCACACCCAUGGUAUCCAUACUCAACACUUUGGUAGAAAGAGGAAGCACGCGAUCAGUAUCAUAUAUCCACGCAGCGCGCAGCAAAGAAGUCGAUGCAUUCCAUGACCAUGUCCAAGAAAUCGCUACAUCGCAGUCGAAUAUCAAAUCUUGGGUUUUUGUCAAGAAUCUACCAGCCGAUGAUUAUGGACAUCCGGUUAAGGAUCUAGUGGGACGAAUGGAUCUAUCGAAAGUUAAGGAUGAUGCGUUGCAUUUGGAUAAUGUCUCGACAGUGUAUUUUAUUUGUGGUCCGGGGGGAUUCAUGAACGAUAUGAGUAAGACUUUGCAGACAUUUGGAGUGAGCGAAGAUAGGGUUAAGUUGGAGGUUUUUGGGACCGGAGAAGCUCAAUGA
Messenger RNA from Botrytis fragariae, 1239 nucleotides. RefSeq names its product putative flavohemo protein. Gene Ontology annotation, cellular component: intracellular anatomical structure. Gene Ontology annotation, molecular function: heme binding; oxygen binding; nitric oxide dioxygenase [NAD(P)H] activity. Gene Ontology annotation, biological process: cellular response to nitrosative stress; nitric oxide catabolic process. Bases 1 to 1239 code for a protein of 412 amino acids. NCBI's taxonomy places the organism in Eukaryota, Fungi, Ascomycota, Leotiomycetes, Helotiales, Sclerotiniaceae. The transcript has a single exon. The record is from RefSeq and is a predicted model, not a curated record.